AUGAAGUCUGUAUCUCCUAAUAGGAGUGAAAAUCAAUCAUUUGCCUUGAAACGAUGCGCUAUUGCAAGCCAAAACCAGAUAAGAGUUGAGGAUAUGAACAAGAGACAGAAAGUACAGUCAGGUGCAACAAUUCCUAUGAUUACAUACAAAAGAAAAGGAAAAGUUAAAAACUAUGACCAUCAGCUUCAAGAUCGGCCUAAAGAAGAGAAGGUAGCCAGUGUUGCAGAUAAAAGAAAAUGCAACUCCUGGGUAGGCGAUCAGCCUAUUGGAAAAAUGGCAUUCAGUGUUUCAGUGCCCACAGAUGCUGGCAUUGGAUGUGGAUCUGGAACAAAGAGUCUGAACAACAAUAUAGACAUGCCAGUGAUCAUCAACUCAAAUGCAGAGUAUGCAAGACGCCCUCCACCAGAAGCAAUAUGUUGGACGGGGUGCUUUCUUCUCUCUGAUGGAGAAAAAUUCAAUCUUGGUGAAUUUAAAGCAUACCACCCAUCUGUAGUAUCACCCAGAGUUUGUAAUAUCGCCAAGAAGAUGCCUAGUAAUAUGCAAUUGAAGAUAUCACCUCGAAAGAAUUACUGGCCAAAGACGUUUGAGAAAAUCUCUCCAGUUUAUGAAGACAUUGCCUUGUUAUUUUUCCCUGCUGAAGUUGACCGUUGGAACAAGAAGCAUCCUUGUCUUGUGGAUACGCACUGCGGUUUUGUCAUGCACGCAUAUAUCGAUGACAUGAUGUUGUUGAUCUAUUCCUCUGAAGUGCUUCCACCUGAUUGUCAGGGGAUAGACGGAAAGAGUUACUUAUGGGGAGUUUUUGUGAAGCCAAAGUCAAAGAGCAAUCAUGCACGGUUAGGUUCAGUUGCUACAUGA
This is a messenger RNA of Triticum urartu, 855 nucleotides long. RefSeq lists its product as uncharacterized. The record is from RefSeq and is a predicted model, not a curated record. Gene Ontology annotation, molecular function: histone reader activity. NCBI's taxonomy places the organism in Eukaryota, Viridiplantae, Streptophyta, Magnoliopsida, Poales, Poaceae. Gene Ontology annotation, biological process: negative regulation of transcription elongation by RNA polymerase II.